GUUCUGACAGAGGAACGUGCUGGUAGCACCGCCGAACGAGUGCAGCGCGAUCUGGUGAAGCGAUGGCCGACCCCACCAAUGUGCCCAGCACGUCGUCAGCCUCUGUGGCACCAGAAAGUGCAGACCAUGUGCUCUUCGAUCUUCCAGCCGACUUGCUUGACUUGUCCUUUGACAUGCCACCGAAUGAGGCCACUCCCGAUGCACCCGGCCCAUCUGCUGCAGAGCCGCCUGCACCGCAGCCCAAACAACGCAGGAAGAAAGGCAAGAACCGACCCGCGAUGCCGACGCUGCGUUCAAGCCGUGGCCGGGACCUGAAGUUCCCCGUCCGGUUCAAGAGCGAGGGGUUCAAGGACGACGACAAGCCUUGGACGAACACUGAACGGAGGCAGCUGCUGAACGCGCUGAAGCAACACGGAAGCAGCGACGUCAGCAAGCUGGCUGAAGCGGUCCCCACACGGAGUGUUGCUGCAGUCAACCACUACCUGUUGGAGCGCCGGCGCUUGACGGAUCGCAUCGUGCUCCAGGGCCCAGCCGGGGACCGUGCAGCGUACUCAUGCCGUGUCCUGCGGAGGCCGCUGCAUGCGGUAAGGCGUCGCUACGACCGCACGAAAUUGCUGCCACAGGUCGUGGCGGCAUGUGAGCGGCAGCCGUUUCCGGAACCCACGGACGAUUCCACUGGAGAGUUGCCGCAGUUCGAGGACCUCUACCAGUUGAUGCGGGAGUUGAUGGAGAACCACGUGCCGGCCGCCCUGGGAGAUUGUGAGCUCUGGAUUCUGCAUCGUCUGCUGGCGACCCUUGACAGCAUGAUCGGGACGUUUGACCUGGACGCUUCAAAGCAGGCGCUGCAGAAGGCUCUCCUCUGGGCUGCGGCGCAGCCCGCCGUUGGCUACGCAAGGUCCGCUGGCCAAGAUUCGGCGCAGUCCCAGUCGGUGCCACCCGAGGAAACUGAUCGACACAUCAACUACCCGAGCAUAAAAGAUCGCAAGGAUGGCCUGCGCUCCUCGUGGAAUCCACUCCAGAUGUCCCCGGCUGCAGUCCAAGGCCCGUGGGCCAGCAUCAAGGAGCAUCUGGCCAGGAACGCCUUCUGGCAAAGGAGCACCGAGACUGACCACCCGGAUGAACCUCCAUCCAGCUCCACCCCCGCCCCCUCCGCCCGUAGAAGGGCGGAUCCCCGACCUUUGGAGGCAUUUUGUGCCUGGAAGAACUGAUCCUGCCGCUGUCUUGGCCAUCUUCGAGGCAGGUGUUUCAGCAUGACACGUGCCAGUUAUAGGUCAUAUGCUGGGCUCGCCUAUCAUGAGAAGUGCUAAACAGAGUUAUUACAAUAAACGCCUUU
This is a messenger RNA of Dermacentor silvarum, 1333 nucleotides long. RefSeq lists its product as uncharacterized. The coding region runs from base 63 to 1208 and encodes 381 amino acids. The transcript has 6 exons. Lineage: Eukaryota; Metazoa; Arthropoda; Arachnida; Ixodida; Ixodidae. The record is from RefSeq and is a predicted model, not a curated record.